Messenger RNA from Prorocentrum cordatum, 3177 nucleotides. Lineage: Eukaryota; Dinophyceae; Prorocentrales; Prorocentraceae. The record is from the annotation of a GenBank genome assembly.
AUGGUGGCCGCUGGAGGGGGCCAAACGGUGCUGCUCAGGAGCGAGGGCACCGCCGUGGCCUGCGGCCGCAAUGAUGAUGGUGAGAGCGACGGCACCGCCGUGGCCUGCGGCUGGAAUCUUCAUGUUGAGUUCGACCUCCCGGCGCUGCCCGCGGGCCUGACCUACGCGCAGGUCGCCGCUGGAGAGAGCCACACGGUGCUGCUCAGGAGCGACGGCACCGCCGUGGCCUGCGGCUGUAAUGGUCAUGGUCGGUGCGACCUCCCGGCGCUGCCCGCGGGCCUGACCUACACGCAGGUCUCCGCUGGACAGAGCCACACGGUGCUGCUCAGGAGCGACGGCACCGCCGUGGCCUGCGGCAGCAAUCAUAGUGGUCGGUGCGACCUCCCGGCGCUGCCGCGGCCCGACUACCGCAGGUCGCCGAGCGACGGCACCGCCGUGGCCUGCGGCUGGAAUCUUCAUGUUGAGUUCGACCUCCCGGCGCUGCCCGCGGGCCUGACCUACGCGCAGGUCGCCGCUGGAGAGAGCCACACGGUGCUGCUCAGGAGCGACGGCACCGCCGUGGCCUGCGCAGCACUCAUAGUGGUCGCCGCUGGAGAGAACCACACGGUGCUGCUCAGGAGCGACGGCACCGCCGUGGCCUGCGGCAGCAAUCAUGGUGGUGAGUGCGACCUCCCGGCGUUGCCCUCGGGCCUAACCUACACAGCUCAUUUGUGUCCAGCGCUGCUCCUGCAGGUGUCGCUCGAUGGCGGCUCAAUGGUUUUCGUGACCAUCGGCGGGGUGGAGCGAUGCAGGAUCAGGGCGGCGCCCACCGCCCGCCUCGCAGACAUCUACCUCCAGCUCGUGGCCGAGCACCGCGAGGGCAGGCUGGGCCCCGGAGCCUGGCGCGUCGAGGCGAUCCUGCCGGGGGGCCGCCCGCUCAGCAGCGCCGCGGCCGAGGAGGCCCCAGCUAGGCCGGGCGCCGCGGAGCGCCUCCGCCUCGAGCUGCUCGGGGCGCGGGGGCAGAUGCUGGCCGCUGGAGACAGCCACACGGUGCUGCUCAGGAGCGACGGCACCGCCGUGGCCUGCGGCUGUAAUGAUCAUGGUGAGUGCGACCUCCCGGCGCUGCCCGCGGGCCUGACCUACGCGCAGGUCGCCGCUGGAGACAGCCACACGGUGCUGCUCAGGAGCGACGGCACCGCCGUGGCCUGCGGCUUGAAUCUUCAUGUUGAGUUCGACCUCCCGGCGCUGCCCGCGGGCCUGACCUACGCGCAGGUCGCCGCUGGAGAGAGCCACACGGUGCUGCUCAGGAGCGACGGCACCGCCGUGGCCUGCGGCUGUAAUGGUCAUGGUCGGUGCGACCUCCCGGCGCUGCCCGCGGGCCUGACCUACACGCAGGUCUCCGCUGGACAGAGCCACACGGUGCUGUCAGGAGCGACGGCACGCCGUGGCCUUGGCCUGCGGCAAUCAUAUGGUCUGUGCGACCUCCCGGCGCUGCCCGCGGGCCUGACCUACACGCAGGUCGCCGCUGGACAGAGACACACGGUGCUGCUCAGGAGCGACGGCACCGCCGUGGCCUGCGGCUGGAAUCUUCAUGGUGAGUGCGGCCUCCCGGCGCUGCCCGCGGGCCUGACCUACACGCAGGUCGCCGCUGGCCGGAUCUACACGGUGCUGCUCAGAAGCGACGGCACCGCCGUGGCUUGCGGCAGCAAUCAUAGUGGUCGGUGCGACCUCCCGGCGCUGCCCGCGGGCCUGACCUACACGCAGGUCGCCGCUGGAGAGAACCACACGGUGCUGCUCAGGAGCGACGGCACCGCCGUGGCCUGCGGCAGCAAUCAUGGUGGUGAGUGCGACCUCCCGGCGUUGCCCUCGGGCCUAACCUACACAGCUCAUUUGUGUCCAGCGCUGCUCCUGCAGGUGUCGCUCGAUGGCGGCUCAAUGGUUUUCGUGACCAUCGGCGGGGUGGAGCGAUGCAGGAUCAGGGCGGCGCCCACCGCCCGCCUCGCAGACAUCUACCUCCAGCUCGUGGCCGAGCACCGCGAGGGCAGGCUGGGCCCCGGAGCCUGGCGCGUCGAGGCGAUCCUGCCGGGGGGCCGCCCGCUCAGCAGCGCCGCGGCCGAGGAGACGGUCGCCGACGAAUUUCCCGCCGCAGCCUCUAGGCCGGGCGCCGCGGAGCGCCUCCGCCUCGAGCUGCUCGGGGCGCGGGGGCAGGCCCGGCAGGGCCCCGCGCGGAGCGAGGGCACCGCCGUGGCCUGCGGCCGCAAUGAUGAUGGUGAGUGCGACCUCCCGGCGCUGCCCGCGGGCCUGACCUACACGCAGGUCGCCGCUGGAGACUGCCACACGGUGCUGCUCAGGAGCGACGGCACCGCCGUGGCCUGCGGCUGGAAUUGUGAUGGUCAGUGCGACCUCCCGGCGCUGCCCGCGGGCCUGACCUACACGCAGGUCGCCGCUGGAGACUGCCACACGGUGCUGCUCAGGAGCGACGGCACCGCCGUGGCCUGCGGCUGGAAUUGUGAUGGUCAGUGCGACCUCCCGGCGCUGCCCGCGGGCCUGACCUACACGCAGGUCGCCGCUGGAGACUGCCACACGGUGCUGCUCAGGAGCGACGGCACCGCCGUGGCCUGCGGCCGGAAUGGUGAUGGUCAGUGCGACCUCCCGGCGCUGCCUGCGGGCCUGACCUACACGCAGGUCGCCGCUGGAGACUGCCACACGGUGCUGCUCAGGAGCGACGGCACCGCCGUGGCCCGCGGCAGCAAUUUUCGUGGUCAGUGCGACCUCCCAGCGCUGCCCGCGGGCCUGACCUACACGCAGGUCGCCGCUGGAUAUCGCCACACGGUGCUGCUCAGGAGCGACGGCACCGCCGUGGCCUGCGGCUGGAAUCAGCACGGUGAGUGCGACCUCCCGGCGCUGCCCGCGGGCCUGACCUACACAGCUCAUUUGCUUCCAGCGCUGCUCCUGCAGGUGUCGCUCGAUGGCGGCUCAAUGGUUUUCGUCACCAUCGGCGGGGUGGAGCGAUGCAGGAUCAGGGCGGCGCCCACCGCCCGCCUCGCAGACAUCCACCUCCAGCUCGUGGCCGAGCACCGCGAGGGCAGGCUGGGCCCCGGAGCCUGGCGCGUCGAGGCGAUCCUGCCGGGGGGCCGCCCGCUCAGCAGCGCCGCGGCCGAGGAGACGGUCGCCGACGCAUUUCCCGCCGAAGCCUGA